Molecule: messenger RNA, 1426 nt
Organism: Drosophila willistoni
Lineage: Eukaryota; Metazoa; Arthropoda; Insecta; Diptera; Drosophilidae
Exons: 3
Coding region: 1-696 (231 amino acids)
Source: RefSeq, a predicted model, not a curated record
AUGUUUAAAUUUGUGUGUCUUUUCGCGCUGAUUGCCUCAACGGCGGCAGCUGCCUCCGAGGCAGACAGUCUAUUGACGAGUGCCCUCAAAAUGGUCAAGGAUUGCGGCGACCGAUCGAUGGUGUUGUGCAUGAAGGAACGUGCCCUGCAUUACUUUGAUACGGAAAACGGAGAUGUGAGGCUGACAGAGGGCAUUGCCUUGGUGAAAACCGAUGAAAUUCCAGUAGGCCGAUCGCUCAAUGAUGUCCAGCUGCCCGAAGAGGUGGAAGCCCGUGAAUCUGAGGUCGAUUCAUUGCUGGUGGAGCGUGUUGCUCGCUUCUUUGGCACACACACAUUGCAAUUCAAGGUCCCCAAGGACUCCAUCCAGGAUAUGCAACGUGCUUUGGAAGAGUCUCGCGGCAAGAAGAAGGAGAAGAAGAAGUAUUUGAUGCCACUGUUGAUGCUUUUCAAACUGAAAAUGGCCGCUCUGCUGCCUCUGGCUAUUGGCUUCUUGGCACUGAUCUCAUUCAAGGCUUUGGUCAUUGGCAAGAUUGCUCUGCUGCUCUCGGGCAUCAUUGGACUGAAGAAGCUGUUGGAAUCAAAGAAAGAGAACUACGAGGUUGUUGCGCAUCCGCACUAUGAACACGAGCAUAGCUAUGGUCGAUCGCUGCAAGGCGGCGAGGCUCAGAAUCUGGCCUAUGCGGCGUAUAAGCAAUAAGCAUCCAAAGCAACAAAAAAAAAUUCAGUGCAAUACAAAAAGCAAAGAGAACAAAUGAACAAAAUCGGGAAUACGUAUGAGAACGUGGACAUUAACGAGGAGAGGAGCAAAGGUUCAUUGCUCAUUUAAUUUAUAUUUAUUUAUUUAACUUAUUUGUGUAGAAUAAUGUCAUGGAAAAAUUCUAUGUAAGGCGCCAUUCAACAAACAUUAAUGACAUCAACAAAAAUAGCAACAGCAAAAGAGAAAGAAAACAAAGACAAGAAAUCCAUAGCUAUUAAGUUCAAUUGGCAGAUGGGCGAUUAAAAAAGAGCUGCAGCUGGGCGUGGUAUCAAAUGGGCUGAUGACAAAUCAAUCAAGUUCUGGGCACUUUUUUUUACAAACUUAAUCUAAUUUUAAACAACUCAAGUGACUGCAUUUUGUAUAAAUAUACUCAGAGCUUUACUAUAUACUAUUUUUAAAACUUAACGCUUAACUACUACUCAACUAAACUAACAACUAAACUAAACUAAUUUAAACUGUUGAAACUUUGUAUGAACUGUUGCUGCUGCUAUUAUGUGCUUGGGGCUCCCACAGAGAAAAGCCCAACAUGCCAGCCACCCCAGCAGCUAAGCCACCCUACCAAGCAGGCCAGCCAUUAAUCCCCAUCAGCGCUAAGAAAAGCCCCAACAAAACUUGCAAAUGAAAUUUACUUAAUCGAAAGAGAAAUAAAAACUGUCGCAUUAAUUUGUAA